Molecule: messenger RNA, 504 nt
Organism: Leptinotarsa decemlineata (Colorado potato beetle)
Lineage: Eukaryota; Metazoa; Arthropoda; Insecta; Coleoptera; Chrysomelidae
Product: anaphase-promoting complex subunit 15
Biological process (GO): regulation of mitotic cell cycle spindle assembly checkpoint
Cellular component (GO): anaphase-promoting complex
Source: RefSeq, a predicted model, not a curated record
UCUGUGCCUCCACCUGUCAUUUUAUUUUCAUAUCAGCUGUUUACUGUCAUAUUUAAAUUAUAGCUUCGAAAUUUGUGUAUAAUAAAAGAUGAGUAUUCCCUUGUUUCCGGAUUUGAAGCCGCGAUUGAUGCACUCGUCCUGGUUUGACGUUGAUCAACCCUGCGAUGAUGAAGAUGAAGUUUCCCAACUGGAAAGGGAACAUCAAAAUAGUCUGCAACAAAUAAUUCACAGAAAUUCUGAUUUGGUACCUAUUGGAAAAACAGCAUCAGAGAAUAUGGAAGAGGAUGAAGAAGAGGAUGAUGAAGACGAUAAUGAUGACGAUGAUGAAUCUGAAACGCAUGAUGAAGAAGAAGAGGAUGAAAUCGAAAUGGAUGUCUCACAAGAACGAAGUUCGCCUGUUGAUGUCAGUAUAAGACUUGUUCAAGGACACGGAGUGAGAUAAUUUGAAACUCACAACAUAUAAAAGAUUUUAUGUAAUGGAAAAUAUAUGUUUUACAGCUUUCA